This is a messenger RNA of Lates calcarifer (barramundi perch), 2931 nucleotides long. RefSeq names its product cleavage and polyadenylation specific factor 2 (gene cpsf2). Gene Ontology annotation, cellular component: mRNA cleavage and polyadenylation specificity factor complex. Gene Ontology annotation, molecular function: RNA binding. NCBI's taxonomy places the organism in Eukaryota, Metazoa, Chordata, Actinopteri, Centropomidae. Bases 182 to 2545 code for a protein of 787 amino acids. Gene Ontology annotation, biological process: mRNA 3'-end processing by stem-loop binding and cleavage. The transcript has 15 exons. The record is from RefSeq and is a predicted model, not a curated record.
UUUGGCACGCUCCUUUGCCCUUUCACCCAUGAUGCAGCGGCAAACAUGUCCGUGUGUGUUCAACAAUGCUAGCCAAGAUGUCUUAAAGUUGGGAUUAUAGAGACUCCACUUCAUUGCGUUUCUAUUGCAACUGGAGAAAUUUCAUAUUUUCUCAUAUUUAAUGUGCGACGACUGAGGGAAAAUGACGUCCAUUAUAAAGCUGACAGCCGUCUCAGGGGUUCAGGAGGAGUCGGCGCUUUGUUACCUGCUGCAGGUGGAUGAAUUCCGCUUUCUCCUGGACUGUGGCUGGGAUGAGAACUUCUCUGUGGACAUCAUUGAUGCUAUGAAAAGAUAUGUUCAUCAGGUUGAUGCUGUGCUGCUCUCCCACCCUGACCCUAUACACCUGGGAGCUCUGCCAUACGCUGUGGGCAAACUGGGUUUAAACUGUACUAUAUAUGCCACAAUUCCUGUCUAUAAGAUGGGUCAGAUGUUCAUGUAUGAUCUGUAUCAGUCUCGAAACAACAGUGAAGAUUUCACUCUCUUCACUCUUGAUGACGUGGACUGUGCUUUUGAUAAAAUCCAGCAGCUGAAAUACUCUCAGAUUGUCAACCUGAAAGGUAAAGGGCAUGGUCUCUCCAUCACACCGCUUCCAGCUGGUCACAUGAUAGGAGGCACCAUUUGGAAAAUUGUGAAGGAUGGGGAAGAGGAGAUUGUUUACGCUGUGGACUUCAACCACAAGAGAGAGAUUCACCUGAACGGCUGCACACUGGAGAGCAUCAGUCGUCCUUCCUUACUUAUUACAGACUCCUUCAAUGCUACAUAUGUGCAGCCACGUCGUAAACAAAGAGAUGAGCAGCUCCUUACUAAUGUGAUGGAGACCCUCCGUGGUGACGGUAAUGUCCUUAUUGCCGUGGAUACAGCUGGGCGCGUGUUGGAGCUGGCUCAGCUCCUGGACCAGAUUUGGAGGACAAAGGAUGCUGGGCUGGGAGCUUACCCGCUAGCUCUGCUCAACAAUGUCAGCUACAAUGUGGUGGAGUUUUCCAAGUCCCAGGUGGAGUGGAUGAGUGACAAGCUCAUGAGGUGUUUUGAGGACAAGAGAAACAACCCAUUCCAGUUCCGUCACUUGACCCUGUGCCACAGUCUGGCAGACCUGGCCCGCGUACCCAGCCCCAAGGUGGUGCUUUGCAGCCAGCCAGACCUCGAGUCUGGCUUUUCUCGGGAACUCUUCAUCCAAUGGUGCCAAGACACCAAAAACUCCAUCAUCCUGACCUACCGCACUACACCUGGAACCCUAGCCCGCUACCUCAUCGACAACCCGGGAGAGAAGAUGCUGGACUUGGAGGUGAGGAAGAGAGUGAAGCUGGAAGGCAAAGAGCUGGAAGAAUACCUUGAAAAGGAGAAAAUAAAGAAAGAAGCGGCUAAAAAACUUGAACAAGCAAAAGAGGUGGAUGUAGACUCCAGUGAUGAGAGCGAUAUGGAUGAUGAUUUGGAUCAGCCAGCUGCAGUUAAAAACAAACACCAUGACUUGAUGAUGAAGGGCGAGGGGAGCCGCAAAGGCAGUUUCUUCAAACAAGCCAAAAAGUCUUAUCCAAUGUUCCCCACACACGAGGAGAGGAUCAAAUGGGACGAGUAUGGGGAAAUAAUCAGGCUAGAGGAGUUUCUGGUUCCUGAGCUGCAAGCCACAGAGGAGGAGAAAAGCAAACUGGAAUCUGGGUUGACCAACGGUGAUGAACCUAUGGACCAGGACCUCUCAGUUGUUCCCACCAAAUGUAUCUCCAGUAUAGAAAAUCUAGAAAUUAGAGCGAGGGUAACAUACAUAGACUACGAAGGUCGCUCCGAUGGCGACUCCAUCAAAAAGAUUAUAAAUCAGAUGAAGCCCAGACAGCUCGUGAUCGUUCACGGGCCGCCCGAAGCCAGCCUGGACCUGGCCGAGUCCUGCAAGGCUUUCAGCAAGGACAUCAAGGUCUACACACCCAAGUUGCAGGAGACCAUAGACGCCACCAGUGAGACACACAUCUACCAGGUGCGGUUGAAAGACUCCCUGGUGAGCUCUCUGCAGUUCUGCAAGGCCAAAGACACGGAGCUAGCGUGGAUCGACGGUGUGCUGGACAUGCGCGUGGUGAAGGUGGACACGGGCGUGAUGCUGGAGGAGGGCAUGAAAGAGGAGGUAGAGGACGGGGACCUGACCAUGGACAUCGCCCCCGAUCUCGGCAUCGAUCACAGCGCCACGGCAGUGGCAGCACAGCGAGCCAUGAAGAACCUGUUCGGAGAAGAUGAGAAGGAGCUGUCUGAAGAGAGCGAUGUCAUUCCCACGCUGGAGCCGCUGCCUCCACACGAGAUUCCAGGGCAUCAGUCGGUGUUCAUCAACGAGCCUCGCCUGUCUGACUUCAAGCAGGUCCUGCUGAGAGAGGGCAUCCAGGCCGAGUUUGUGGGAGGAGUGCUGGUAUGCAACAACAUGGUGGCAGUUCGCAGGACGGAGGCCGGCCGCAUUGGCCUGGAAGGCUGCCUGUGUGACGACUACUAUAAGAUCCGGGAGCUGCUGUAUCAGCAGUACGCCGUGGUAUAGCAGCAGCAGCCGCAGCAGCAGCAGCAGUGGAGCAUACCAUGGCAAUACAGAGACAAUCCUUUAUGAGAACUUUACCCAGAGGACAAGAGUGUACCACUACACUUGGGCUACCUCUGCCCCAUGGGCGGCUCCAGCUGUUACACUGCAAAUCUUGUUGUAUAUUUUCCAUUUUAUAUUUUUUUUCCAGAUAACAAUGUUUUUUUUUUUUUUGUAGUUGUUAGUUUACCUCUGCAGAGUGAGAGGCAGAUGCUUUUCCCUGGACUGACCUCUGUCUGAACAGACUAAAUCUCAUACCUAAAACUCCUCCCACUGUACAGUAACAUCCUCAUGCACUGGAUGAACAAAUAUUAUGUCAUUAAAAACACUUCUGUUUUUUCUUUUUCAAA